Myodes glareolus (Bank vole) is the source of this 1091-nucleotide messenger RNA. NCBI's taxonomy places the organism in Eukaryota, Metazoa, Chordata, Mammalia, Rodentia, Cricetidae. The record is from RefSeq and is a predicted model, not a curated record.
CACUGCUCAGAACUCAUACUCCCUGUUCCUCCCCAGGCACAGUCCCUCGGGGGCCGGUGUGUGCCGGUGGUGUGUGAUUCAAGCCAGGAGAGUGAAGUGAAAAGCCUGUUCGAGCAAGUCGAUCGGGAGCAGGCGGGGCGGCUAGAUGUGCUGGUGAAUAAUGCCUAUGCUGGUGUCCAGGCAAUCCUGAACACCAUCAAUAAGCCAUUCUGGGAAGUACCUGCCUCCCUCUGGGAUGAUAUAAACAAUGUUGGACUCAGAGGCCACUACUUGUGCUCUGUGUAUGGGGCGCGGCUGAUGGUACCAGCUGGCAAAGGACUCAUCGUGGUUGUCUCCUCCCCCGGGGGGCUGCAGCAUAUGUUCAAUGUCCCUUAUGGUGUGGGCAAAGCUGCGUGUGACAGAUUGGCUGCUGACUGUGCUCACGAGCUACGGCGUCAUGGAGUCAGCUACGUUUCUCUGUGGCCAGGGAUGGUGCAAACAGAACUGUUGAAGGAGUUUAUGGCAAAACAGGAAGAACCAGAGGAUCCUGUGUUUAAGAAGGCCAAGUCUGAUUUCUCGUCGGCAGAAAGCACAGAAAUGAGUGGCAAGUGCGUGGUGGCCUUGGCAACAGACCCCAAUAUCCUGGACUUGAGUGGGAAGGUGCUGCCGUCCUGUGACCUUGCCCGGCGCUAUGGCCUUCGGGAUAUAGAUGGCCGCCCUGUCCAAGACUAUUUUUCUUUGGGCUACGUUCUCUCUCAUGUCUCCAGCCUGGGAUGGCUGACCUCCUACCUGCCUAGCUUCCUCCGUGUGCCCAAGUGGAUUGUCACCCUCUAUACCAGCAGAUUCUAAGCUCCUGGGCUGCUGUCCCAGCCAACCAGGUCCUCUUGUCACCGAGGCUCAGGUGUCGGGGCUGUCUCGGUGGAACGAGGCGGUCCUCUCGCACACCCAUGUCCUCCUGGGAGAGAGGACGGAUGCCGGGCACCAGUGAGUUCUGGGGCCUCCAGUAGGCUCUUUGUGCCUUCGUCUUCCCUGUCCCUACAGUUUAAUGUUUUGCUGCUAUAUUGAAAAGUCCUUACAAACAGAAGCUAAUAAAGGUCUUAUCUCCCCUUCAA